Messenger RNA from Colletotrichum gloeosporioides, 342 nucleotides. RefSeq lists its product as uncharacterized. Bases 1 to 342 code for a protein of 113 amino acids. NCBI's taxonomy places the organism in Eukaryota, Fungi, Ascomycota, Sordariomycetes, Glomerellales, Glomerellaceae. The transcript has 2 exons. The record is from RefSeq and is a predicted model, not a curated record.
AUGUCUUCCGAACAACAACAACAAAAGCCUCUCAGCUGGUGGAAGCGCCACUGCACUCCUCCGCCAGCCCUCAACCGCACUCCUCAAUGCCCAUGCUCUGCCUGCUGGAACGGUAACGGUGAGCACUGGAAGACGACUGCCCCACAGACUGCGACUUCGACCAUGUCAACGGCUCCUCAACCCAAAGAAACCCGAACGGCCACUCUCCGAAGAGAAACGGAAACCGACUUGACGCCUCUCCGUCGCGAAGAGACCUCGUCAACGACAAAUCUUAGCGUCUACUCGCAAGAAAGCAGGGCCAGCUCCGUCUCGCUCACCAACAUUCACCGCUUCAGCUUUUAG